AUGGCAAAAGGCAAAGCAAGACAUUCUGUUUCCAGGAAUAAAGCAUCCCCUUCAAUUUGCAAACCAUCUUCUCCCAUAUCUACCCAAAACAUAGUAUUACCAAAAUCGUAUCACGUUAAACCAUAUCAGAAGAAGUUACAUAUAUCUCCAAGUUUGCGACACGUUACACUGUUGCCAGGGAAAGGUGUAAGAGAGUUUAUAAAAGUUAAGGUUGGGUCUCGAAGGUUGUCUUACAAGAUGUUGUUUUAUUCGCUUUUGUUGUUCAUAUUUCUUCUCAGAUUCAUCUAUGUGUUAAGUACAGUUGACACCAUUGAUGAUGAAACCAAAUGUUCCAAUAUUGGUUGUAAGGGAGAAAAACUAGCAUCGGGUGUUUUAAGGGGGAGAAGCCUUCGAUUGAAUCCAGCUGUACCAGAAGUAAUAUAUGAAAUCUUGGAGGACCGGUCUAGCGAAGAUGAGAUAGUGGGAGGGCCUGAUAUUCCUCAGACAUUGGAAGAAUUUGUUAAUAGUAUGAAAGGUAGCAAAAGACUAGAUGCAAAGACAUUUGCCAUCAAGCUUAAGUCCAUGGUGACACUUCUUGAAAAGAGGACUAGAACAGCCAAAAUCCAAGAAUACCUCUACAGACACGUGGCAUCCAGUAGCAUACCCAAACAACUCCACUGCCUCUCCCUCCGCCUAGCCCACGAACACGCCACCAAUGCAAACUCCCGCCUCCAGCUCCCUUUACCGGAGCUAGUCCCCACCCUCGUCAACAACUCCUACUUCCACUUCGUCCUUGCCUCCGACAACAUCCUCGCCGCCUCCGUCGUAGCAACGUCUCUCGUUUACAACUCUUUACGCCCUGAAACGGUGGUCCUUCACAUAAUCACCGACAGAAAGACGUUCGCUCCGAUGCAGGCGUGGUUCUCCUUGCAUCCUUUAUCUCCGGCGGUGAUUGAAGUCAAGGCGUUGCAUCAUUUCGAUUGGUUCGCAAAAGGAAAGGUUCCGGUUUUGGAGGCCAUGGAGAAGGAUCAAAAAAUUAGAGCUCAGUUUAGAGGCGGCUCGUCCGCCAUUGUUGCUAAUAACACCGAGAAACCUUAUGUCAUCGCCGCAAAGUUGCAAGCUAUGAGCCCUAAGUACAAUUCCGUCAUGAAUCACGUUCGGAUUUAUCUCCCACAGAUGUUUCCGAGUCUAAACAAGGUGGUGUUCCUAGACGACGACCUGGUGGUUCAGUCAGAUCUAUCGCCGUUAUUUGAGAUUGAGAUGAAUGGAAAAGUGAACGGAGCGGUUGAAACAUGUCACGGCGGCGAUAAGUUCGUGAUGUCGAAGCGAUUCAAAAGCUACCUAAAUUUUUCUCAUCCAUUAAUAUCGAAGAAUUUUGACGCAAACGAAUGUGCUUGGGCCUAUGGGAUGAACAUUUUCGAUCUGGAGGCUUGGAGAAAGACGAACAUAAGCGAGAACUACCAUUACUGGCUCGAAGAGAAUUUGAAAUCGGAUCUAAGUUUAUGGCAGCUAGGAACGUUACCUCCAGGAUUGAUCGCGUUUCAUGGACAUGUGCAAGUUAUCGAUCCUUUCUGGCAUAUGUUGGGCCUCGGCUACCAGGAGAAUUCAACCAUGGCAGAUGUUGAACGUGCUGCUGUUGUUCAUUUUAAUGGCAGAGCGAAACCUUGGUUAGAUAUAGCGUUUCCACAGCUUCGUAAACUAUGGACUAAAUAUGUCGACUUCUCAGAUAAGUUCAUCAAGUCCUGCCACAUUAGACCAUAG
Messenger RNA from Lactuca saligna, 1740 nucleotides. Lineage: Eukaryota; Viridiplantae; Streptophyta; Magnoliopsida; Asterales; Asteraceae. The record is from the annotation of a GenBank genome assembly.